Molecule: messenger RNA, 5382 nt
Organism: Hypanus sabinus (Atlantic stingray)
Lineage: Eukaryota; Metazoa; Chordata; Chondrichthyes; Myliobatiformes; Dasyatidae
Gene: pgpep1
Product: pyroglutamyl-peptidase I
Exons: 6
Coding region: 422-820 (132 amino acids)
Biological process (GO): proteolysis
Cellular component (GO): cytosol
Molecular function (GO): pyroglutamyl-peptidase activity
Source: RefSeq, a predicted model, not a curated record
GGGGGAAGGAGGAAAAAGAAGUGGAGACGAGGAAUUGCGCCGAGUUGGGGAGAUGGAGAGGAGCAGGAGCACGGUGGUGGUGACAGGUUUUGGCCCCUUUGGAGAACACACUACCAAUGCGAGCUGGGUUGCUGUGCAGAGGUGUUGGUUUUAUUGAUGUCUUCUAAGCAGCAGAGCCCAUUGCAGUCUGAGAUGGUGCUUCCUCUCUUGCCUCCAUCAGAAAUUAAUGUAUUCAAGUGCCUCGGAAGAACAAUACAUACUUCAGAGAGUUUAGUGGGAACUACAGAAGCUUGGGUUGGGUGACAAAGUCAAUCUAUAUGUGUAUGAGAUUCCAGUGGAGUACCAGAAGGUCCUGGAUUUAAUCCCUUCUCUGUGGAAACGCCAUAAUCCAGAGUUAUUCAUCCACGUCGGAGUUUCGGGAAUGGCCACCACUGUGACUUUGGAGAAAUGUGGUCACAACCAGGGCUAUAAGGGGCUGGACAAUCGCUGCUACUGCCCGGACAGCCACUGCUGCGUUCAGGGAGGACCGGACUGCCUUGAAUCCAUUGUCGACAUGGAUGUCGUCUGCAACAAGAUCACAGAUCCACGACUAGACGUGGUUAUUUCGGUGUCAAAGGAUGCAGGAAGGUACCUCUGCGAUUUUACCUACUAUACCUCUCUGCAUCUGAGCCAUGGGAGAUCAGCUUUCAUACAUGUCCCUCCACUGGGAAAGCCUUACACAGCUGAGCAGUUGGGAAGGGCUCUCCAAACCAUUAUCGGGGUGAUGUUGGGCAUGUUGCAACAUUCCAACGCCAAGAUGAACUGCCUGGUGGAACACUGAGGUUUCAGGAGCUGGCCAAGGCGCAAGAGGACCCAAAAUCAACGUCAUAACUUAUCUUUCCAACCAGUUUUGGGGAACUUCCCUGGUCCCUGCUGCCAUUGUAAAGUUCACUUGUUUAGGAGUGGGGAGGGGCAAUUGAGUGAAGCCUGUAACGUGGUAAUUAUUGUAUCUUUUAGGGGUGGAGGGAAGUACAAAUCUCAUUUGAAGCCCCAAGAGCCAAGUCAGGGCUAAAAUGUUGAGUAACCAUUUCUUGGGCAUCUGUAAACUAUACGAUGCACAUAAUGCUGUGUUCACUCUGUGUAUGUUUUAAGGUUGUUUUCCAUUUAGCAAUUUUAAUCUGAGCCCAGGACAGCAUGAAUAUUUUUGACCUUAUAUUAUUUUCUGAUAAUUGUUUUGUCUUGUGUCUCUGACAGAUGAUCACAGAAACUAAACUUUGAGCACUCUGCUGAACGUCAUCCCAGAGUCUAAAAUAUUACAACUCCUAAUGAUGGAUGCACUUAGAUAUUAUAACUACUUAAAGACGUGCUCUCAGCCUACGUAUGCAAUGUUUGCUAUGUACUUCAGUCAGUCUUGCCUAGAUUUAGUAUUAAGUAAGGUGUAAAUCAAACUAACCACAGCUUAAGUACGUUGAACUAGGUUGACAUAAUCCAAGUGAAAUAACUUUUAGUUUAAUUCAGCUACUUAAAACCUUUGUUUUUGCAUUGUGGAUUUUGAGUGUCCGAGUAAAACUCAAUAUAAAAUCUUAGCUCACUUCCCUCAAGUACUGGUAAGUAUUGCCUCAUUCCCCAUCCCUUCUUAAUGUUUUUAAGGAACUCCCUACGGCCACAUUAUUAGCAGAGUAUUAUUGGAGUUCAGAACUAUUUCUAAAAGCUGCCCAUCUGCCACUUGCUAAGGAACAGGAUCUCCCCUUGGGACAAUGCUGGUUUCCCCAGGGGUUAACGAUGUUCUGCAACCAUCUGUCUAUUGCAGCACUCCAGCAGAUGAUGCUCUUCUCCACUGUGAACAUGUUUCUGUACGUUCACCUGGGUUAGAUUCCACAGGGGAGCUUUAACUCGUUGAGCCUUUCCUUCAGAAGGAAUUUGUUUAGCACUGAGCACCUACGAAAUGAGCCUUCCUCUUUUUUUUCCUUCUCCUCACUAUCCUUCCUGCCAGAGAGAGUUCCCAUACCUCAAUCGAUGUUGCACGUUGGUGUAAACAAAUGGGGACAGUGGGAUGUGCCUUUUUGUAACUGGUUCCGCAUCUGAAACUUGUUCAAACUGGCUUAGCAUCAAAGCUUUCCAGCAGGCGCAAAGGUCCCUCAGCUGGUUUGUCAUCGGAGGUGGCUGCUGCUUAUAGUGAAUGAGCAAUCUUGGGCAGAACUAGUCCACCCAAGGGGUGAUUGAAUUGAGAGGAGUGCAAAUAUUGGUGGACUUUCAAAAGGCUGCCAUAGACAUGAUCCAAAUGAGUCUCUCAAAAGCCAGUCAACUUGGCAUCGUGACUGGAGUUGAGACCUCAUCCAGAUGAGGGGUCUUGACCCAGAAUAUCAACGGUCAGUUAUCCUCCGCCGAUCAUGCCUGACCCACUGGCAUUCUCCAGCAGUUUGUUUCCUUUUGCUUGAGAGAGAUCCUGAUACGCUUCCUGAGAAGAAACAGAAAAUGUGGGGAUGGACUUUAAAGAGUGUGGAGAGAAGAGGUCAAGUCUGAUGACCCUUCAAGUUUUAUGGAGCUUCCCAAUGAUGAACCUUGGUAUUUUGAGCUGAGACUCCAAUCUAUGAUUUUGGAAGCAUAGCUUGAAAAUUUUGCAAGCAAAUUGGUCCUGCAAGGAUUUUAAUUGUAAUUAACUGAUUUAAAGAAUACUAGAUUUCUGAUACUAGGAAUGCAUAUUGUUUAAGGAAUUUCCUUUUAUUUUAGAAAUAUACUUACAUUUAUCUAGCGAUAUUAUUAUAGAUAUUGAGGUGCUUCAUAGGAGUAUUAUAGACAGUGUAACAGAGCAACAUAGGAUGUAGGGACAAGUGACCGAAAUCUUGAUUGACAAAGUAGGUUUAACAAAAUGGGUUUUACAGCUUGUUUUAAAAGGAGGGGUGGGGGGAUAGAGGAUGCAGUGAAGGAAGUCCAGAGUUCAUCGCCUUGACAGUUGUCGCUUAUAAAAGCGGAAUUAUAUGAAGGCAGAGAUUGGAGGAGUGGGUAAAGAAGAUGGAGAAAAAAGUUAAAAUAAUAUGCUUAGACCUCCUAGAUGUGCCUAGAAACUCCUUCAUUGGACAUGGCAAACCUCUGAUUUGUAUGUUAAACUCCGAGAAUUUAAAAUGUUUUCAACUGAGCUUGAUGUGUAAUUAAGUUAACAUAAUCAAUCUGGGUCUGACAACCUCAGCGCCCCCCCACCCCCACCACGUUAACUUCUAUUCCUUGAUGAAACUUGUCCAUGAUCACAUCUGUUUAUGUGAACUGGAGAAAGGAUGUUAUAUGAGAAUAGUGAUGUUAAUUGUUCUGUACAUGGGAAAGAGUAAAUAAUUUGUGUUUUGCCUGUUUUGAUCUCCAAGGGACUACAUCAUAUUAUUCGUUAAUUUGUCAUAUUUGUUCAUUUGUAUUUUCAUAGAAAAGCAAUUGCUUGUGGGCUGGGUUUCAGUGAAUGGAUCACAUUCUGGGUCCCACACUCAGCUCGUUGUUAAAGGGCAUGGGAAUUGUUAGACAAUGAAAGAUCAGGGUCUGUAUAAUUUACAGUGCACCAUCUUAAUGUUCACUAGUGACUUAGCUCAGUGAUCAGUGUCCAUUUCAAAUACUUUACCGUAGUUCCAAAGGGGAAUUUGUUAUAUCCAUGUGCAGAUAAUUUGCGGGGAAGGAACAGAGUAGGGUGUGAAGUUGGAUUCGACUAUUGAUCUUUUGAGAAUCUGUACAGAUGCCAUCUCAGAUUACUUCUAAAUGUUUCCCAAAAGUGCUUUAAUGAAUCAAUAAUUAAGUGCUUCCAACAUCUCCCAAGGGAGUCUCUUUCCUUGUUUCUGGAUUAUGUCCACAGUUUCCAGAUUUGUGGUUGCAUAACAAAAGAUUGAGGUGAGAGGAAAUAUUUACUGAAGGGAUAUUGCUGACGACCAUGGAUAUCCAAAUCUGCAUAGAAUAGAUUUUUGGCCAGCAAGGAAUUGCUUACAGGGAUUGGGCUGGAAUGUGGAGUCGAAACUGACAGGUGGAGAAUGGUUCGGUGAGUUGCAUCUCCUCCUAAUUAAGGCUGUCUUUGGAUUAUGAUGUCCUGCCAACACCAAAUGUGUUGGAUCAGAAGGAAUUAUUAAAGAUGGCUUGGGGAGAAGCAGAGUGUUCCCUAUAUUCUGGGUAAAAUUACUCAACUCGUUGCUCUCUGGGGUCCAAAAUGUCUGUCAGACUUCAGUUCAAUGCAAAUUUGAGUUCAGAUGAAGGAUCUCGACCUGAAAUGUCAACUCUCCAUUUCCCUCCAUAGAUCCUGCCUGACUCAGUGAGUUCCUCCAGCAUUUGUGUGCACUCUUGAUCUGAGCUUUUGCAGUCUCUUGUUCUCCGCCAUCUCAGUCCUGCGAUUAACUUGCACUGUGUGCAGGUCUUUUAGUACAGGUGUGCGCCGCUUAACAUCCGAUCGUAUAUACGUCCGUAGUCCCAAUCGGAGAACGUGACGUAGCGGACGUAACCAAUCUCGUGUAUCGCGCGUUUCUUGAGUGUAGUGGCGUUAUCUCUCUGUUUAAUUUUCUUUUGAAAAUAUUACCAUAAAGUGCAUCAUGGCUUCUAAACGCACCAAAACCACUCCUGGUGAUAGCAGCAGCAAGAGGCAAAGUAUAUAAUAUGGUAUUCGUACAACGUCCAAAUCACAUAGCGUCCGAUUUCACGGAACGUAUAGUGGACAUUAAGCGACACAUACCUGUAAUUCAUCACAAAUGAAUUACGUCAUGUGUAACAAUGUUCUUCUUUUACAUUCAGUUGAACCUGAGUUGAAUCUCUGAAAACACUUAUAGUACUAUUUUUUUUGAAGUUCAUAUUUCCCAAGAGAGCAAAAACAUGUUGGAUUACCAAAAUAGAAUUGGAAGUACUCAAACAAUACACACAAAAUGCUGGUGGAACACAGCAGGCCAGGCAACAUCUGUAGGGAGAAGCACUGUUUCGGGCCGAGACCCUUCGUCAGGACUCAGGACUCGGGACUCAUCAUCGACAGUGCUUCUCCCUAUAGAUGCUGCCUGGCCUGCUGUGUUCCACCAGCAUUUUGUGUGUUGUUUGAAUUUCCAGCAUCUGCAGAUUUCCUCGUGAUUGGAAGUACUCAGCCAAUCAGGCAGCACCUUUGGGCUGAGGAGCAGAUAUGAUGUUUCGGGCCAGAUCCUUCAUCAAAAGUUUUGUGAAGAAAUGGGUAUAAGUUGCAGAGACUGGGAAGGGUGGAGAGAACAGUGGGGAUGUCUGUUAUUGUGUAGAUAAAAAUUGGCAAGACAAUAAUUAUUUUAAAAGCAAUCAGGAAGCCCACAGAUGUUUCUUUGUUUGUCAUCUCAAACGGCCAUCUUUAAAGUAAGUAAUCUUACCAACUUUAGUCUGGAUCCAGCAUGAAGUUUUCCCUAUUCGUUCCUUUCCCCCUGCCCCCACCCACCC